AUGUAAAUGCGAAUGGAGAUUAUGGAUUAAAGAAUUUGGUUAUUAAGAUAAAAGAUUUUUUCAAGAAAUAAGUCCAAGUUUAGAGCAAUCCAAUAAAUUGCACCACUGCUAUAGAUAAUUUCAAGCAGCUAAACAAGUUGGUUUGACGCCUCUUUUCCUGCAUCAAAUAAUUCUAUAUCUUGGCAAUCAACAAUCUAUACUACUAAUAAGUUAGCUUCUUAUGCAAAUACCAAAUGGUUAAGGGUUCAAGAAAUAUGCCCAAGUUGUUCUCUUUUUGGCACAUCUGAUUACUUGAGUGAUAUCGAUCAAGGCUAAGUUGGUGAUUGCUAUUUUCUUUCCGGAAUUACUUCUGUUGCAGAAAUAGAUGCCAGAUUCAAAAAGAUUUUUGUGAAUGAAAGAAAUAACAGCGCUGGUCUCUUUGCAUUCAAUGUAUUUAUUAAAGGAGCUCCAGCUAUAGUUGUAAUUGAUAGCUUGAUUCCAAUAAAAUCUUCAAAAACUCCAUUAUUUGCAACUAUUGGGACUGAUUAAUCUUACUGGGGUGCUUUAAUAGAAAAAGCUUGGGCAAAAGUGAAUGGUAACUAUGAGAAGAUUGGAAGCGGCUACAAUUAUGAGGGUGUUGAAUUUUUAACUAAUGCGCCGUCCAAGAGAAUAUCUAUGACUUCACUGAAACCUGAUACUAUCUGGAAACUGGUGAAAGAUGCAGACGAUUCAAACUACGUCAUGAAUGUUGAUACACCUACUAAUAAUCUUGGUGAUAAAGCUGUCUGUUCAUUCAAUCUUCCUUGCCAGCAUUCUUAUUCUCUAUUAGGUGUCUUAGUGAUUAAUGCUGCAGAUAAAUCAUAGAUCAAUCUAUAUAGAAUAAGAAAUCCAUGGCAAAGGGAUGCAAACUUCAGUGGAAAAUUUAAUGAUACUGCCUCUAUUUGGAAAACUGUUGGUCUAGAUGGCAAAACUUACGCAAGAUAAGCAGGGCUUGUGAUUGCUGAAGAUGGAAUAGUAAUGAUGACAUCUGAAGAAAUGAUCUCAGCCUUUUCAUCAAUAACAAUUUCUUACGUCAAUGAUACCUGGAUGACAUCUUGGUAUGACAAAGUGAAAGACUAAGUAAUGUCAAACACUGUUUCAUCGAAGUAUUAUUUCUCCUUAAAUCAAACAACAUAUAUGUACAUAAGAUUAGUGCCCUAUAACUCUAGAAUGUAUUCCUUGAAUUGUAAAACUGUGAAUUAACUCAUAAUCUUAAGAUUAAAGAAUCCAGUAACUUUAAAAUAAAUAGCAUUUUCUUCAAAUUAUGAGAAUGCUAAUUAUGGCCUUAAUUUCUCAGUAAGUGGAUUAGCCGCAGGAAAUUAUCUUUUAGAAGCUUAUGUUACCUGGGCUGCUGGUGCUGUAAAAGACUAUAGCAUUGUAAUAUUGGCUCCUUUUGAUAUUCAAAUUACAGAUUCUAAUAAUAAGACAAGCAGACCUACCUCUCAUGAUUUUUCAAUUAAAGAAUUAAAGACUAUAUAGCCUAAAGUAAUUAUUGAGAAUAAAAAUGUCACAACUAGCUAAAUCAAGACUAAUUCUACUUAAAUAAUAAAUACAACUCCUGUUACUAACACGUCCAUCUUGCCUGAUAUAACAUAGAAAGGACCAGUUUAUUCUUUUACAAGCAAUCUCACUCUUGACUAUGUGAAAAUGAGAAAUUCCUAAUCAUUUGCCAUAUCUAAUGACUUAAAUGGAUAUCUGUAUGGAUAGUAUGUUUAAUUAAUCAAAUAUACUAAUGGUAGCUCCAGAUAUGAACUUAUGUAUGUGACUGGUUUAACAACAAAAGAUAAAUCAUAUAAGUCCUCAGUUAAAAUAACAUCUGGGCUUAAUCCUAUAAUUUACAAUCAUUCUCCUAAAUAUCAAAUUUGUACGACUAGUAAGAGCAGUAGAAACAGUACUUCAGAAAUUCUUGAAUGUAUCUGUAACAUUCCAAUAAAUGCUUAUCCUAAGGAAUGUGGUUUUGCCGUUUUACUUCCAAUCGGUGCAGCGUUUAUAAAAUCUUAUACCGCAACUUUAUUUUGA
Stylonychia lemnae is the source of this 2037-nucleotide messenger RNA. The record is from the annotation of a GenBank genome assembly. NCBI's taxonomy places the organism in Eukaryota, Ciliophora, Spirotrichea, Sporadotrichida, Oxytrichidae.